AUGAUCGUCGUCGUCGUCAAAAUGUUCCCUGCCUCCACCUCUUUGAGUCCACACUAGUACUUUCGACUACAACCGCACAGCGCUCUCAACUCCAACUCCAACAUGACACUCGUUGACUCUCUCAAAGACGCGGUCAACUCUUUGGCUCGUAAGUCACCAUUCACCGCACACGAGAAUCCACUGCUUCCCCCCCCCAACCCGGAACAUCGGAACGGGCGGUCGAGACGAUGACGCUCCUCUGCUCGUGUGGGGCGAAGUGGCGGAGGGUCAUUUCGAGAUCGAGCCACCAUUUUGGGAGCCCAUGAAACUGAUCAAGAUUGACCUCGUAUACCCUCCUACACCAAAUUUGCCUUUGUUAUACUUCUUUGCAUCGAUACUUCUCCGUACGCUCGCUUGUUCUUACAUCACCACCGCCACACCCGCCGCGAAUCGAUUGUCGUUGUCAACGCUUCGGCGCACCCCCUUUUUCCCGCGUCCGUUCCACCGCCAACAUUACAACCGAUUACAGACCCCGGUCAAUCGACCGAGACCCGGCCCCUCGAGCACCCCGCCCACCACGGUGCUUCGUCAACCCAACACCAUGAGACCGACACGCCGAUCCUACAAAAGUUGUGGUCACCAGAUACGACGUUGCAAGUCAAGGCGAACGGUAACAACGGCGUCGGGAUGGAGGACGGUUUGCGCGCCAAGGCGAUUCAACAGCAGGAGAACGUCGCUGAGCGAUCGAGGUUGAGGAAGGAGGGUUUGUUCGAGGAGCACAUGACUCAUGAGGGGAUGACGAACUUGUCCCAGGAGCAUCGCGAUGUGGCUGAUGGUUCCAAGGUCGAGCUCUGA
Molecule: messenger RNA, 834 nt
Organism: Microbotryum saponariae
Lineage: Eukaryota; Fungi; Basidiomycota; Microbotryomycetes; Microbotryales; Microbotryaceae
Source: the annotation of a GenBank genome assembly